Salvelinus fontinalis (brook trout) is the source of this 1895-nucleotide messenger RNA. RefSeq names its product p53 apoptosis effector related to PMP-22-like. The coding region runs from base 198 to 755 and encodes 185 amino acids. The record is from RefSeq and is a predicted model, not a curated record. Gene Ontology annotation, cellular component: membrane; cell-cell junction. Lineage: Eukaryota; Metazoa; Chordata; Actinopteri; Salmoniformes; Salmonidae. The transcript is spliced from 3 exons. Gene Ontology annotation, biological process: cell-cell adhesion.
CAAGCCUGACGAGAAUGAGCCUGCCUGCCUUUCCAAGUAAUUUAAACAGGGUUCGGCCCCUGUGCACGGAUUACGUUGCAAUCUAGGGUGGGGCUUUCAGAUUUGAUCAGUAAAAAAGGUGUAGCCUACACAAACCCAUACUGUAUUUGGACGCCUGACCGCUUCUAUCCGCACUGUCUGGUCUGUGUUUGUCGAAAAUGUUUCGCUGUGGAAUUGCGUAUCCAAGAUGCAGGUGGAUCGUACCACUUCUUUUGCUUUUUGCGAUUAUAUUUGACAUUAUUGCCAUUGCUGCUACUUCGGGAUGGGUUGAGGACAAGGACGCAAAGUCCCACUACGCAAGUAUGUGGAGUCAAUGCCGAGGUCGGAAUGACAAAUGGGAAUGCAAAUCUCUCAUGGAAUUCUCUUGGGCCCAGGCUGUGGCAGCUCUUAUGAUCAUCGGCCUCAUCAUCCUUAUCAUAGCCUUCAUCAUCUCCUGUAUCGCUCUCUGCUGCACCCUCAACAUCAGCCUUCUGCCUGUCAUCGGGGUCCUGCUCUUCAUCACUGUGGUCAUUCAGUUCAUCGCCCUCAUCAUCUACCCAGUCAGGUUCAAUGACCUGAUCUUCGAGGGACGAUACGACUACACCUGGGCCUACGGCUUCGGCUGGGGGGCCACCAUCCUCUGCAUCGGCUGUGGGAUCCUCUUCUGCUGCCUGCCUCGCUACGAGGAUGAGCUCACGGGCCUCGCCAAGACCAAAUACAUCUAUACCUCAGCUUAGAGGAACCACGGACACCCCCAGGCUACAUCUCAAUAGUCUGAAGGGACUUCCCUUAUCUCCUUCCCUCCUCAUCCCCUUUCCUUCCCUUUAUCUUAUUUUUCCAUUCUCUUCAUCUCCUUCCCUUCAUCUGCACUGAGGAAAACAACACAGGAUAGUGAAAGCAAUAUAGUAUUCACCUACCAGGAAUUUACUUUCACCUGCUCAGGUUCUUUCAUAUCAGCCAGAUGAAGGAAAGGAAGCCCACUUUAGACUAUUGAGAUGCAGCCCCAGGUGGACAGAAGACUAUUGAGAUGCAGCCCCAGGUGGACAGAAGCACCUCUGCCACCACAGAGGACACAUCAUUGGAGAUCACUUUUGUCAUUUCUAACAACGCUGAAUGCCCUCUCCGUUGGAAGGAUCCCAUAGAUGUGCCCUAUUUCCGCCCCUAUACUGAUCCCUAUAUUGAUUUGAGUGGUCCACAUGUUACCAGGGGAGGUUGCCAGGUAUGGCUAAUCCAGAGGCUUUUUUUCUAUCACCUUUGAUGUUUUUCCACGUUUGAUGUUUGUGUAGAGUAGUUGAAGUGACUCAGAAGCAAUAUUGCAGAUUAUACAUAAAAAAAUGUGCAUAAACUGCCAUAACCUUAUCCUUAAAUUAGUUUAAUGCAAAAUCACAGAAGUGCACUUAAUAUCAACGGUAAGGACUCCAUCCAAGAGUUGAUGGAUAAUGUCAAGUCUUCUUACCAGCUGAGUUAGAGGGCGUAUGCCCUACAUACAAAGCUAAUGUAUUUGAAUGCAGGAUUGUUGGAUGUUUUAAGAUGUCGCCUUUCAAAAAUGUAUUCACUUUAAUCCUAAUAUGAAUGGUUCAGGUCAUUUACUGGCUAAACUGAAUUGUAAGUACAGUAGGGAAAAUGUAAACAUGAAUGUAUGGUGCAAGGAAAGAGGCAAGUGUUGAUUUGCUUGUAUUCAAUUAGUUAAAGAAUUCUGUUUCUAGUCAUUGUAUUAUGUAACACUCAGCUGUAUUUUAAGAUUUUCUGUCCUUUUUUUACAUUUAAGUUUUCUUACUCCAACAAGGACAAUGUUCUUGUUUUGGCUAUGAAUGGGUAUUGCUGGAUUGCAUUGUUGUGACAAAUGAAAACUAAAACAAAUAAAGGAGAAAUACACA